GAUUCAAAGAGAGCGCCAGUGCCAAUCGCCUCGACUGGAUCCAUGGCGUCCGUCCAAGAUUGCGGAUCAGCUGCGUGCGAUGCGUGGUCGGCUUUCGAGCAGAAGCAAAGGGAUCUAGCGAGGCAGCGCAUUUCGAUUCGCAGGCUUGCUCCCAGCGGCUACGUGCUCAAGGAUGGAGAUGAGAAGCCGCGCAACAUUCUGGAAGAGAUUAUUUGGUACAAAGAGACAGAGGUUGCCGAGAUGAAGAAAAAGCUGCCAUUGUAUGAGAUGAAAGAAAAGUUUCCUCUGAUCGAUGGACCGGCUCGAGACUUUGUGAAAGUCUUGAAAGAUCGAGCAGCUGAAACUGGACUCCCGGCGUUGAUUGCUGAGGUGAAGAAGGCUUCUCCAAGUCGAGGUGUGAUUCAACCCGACUUCGAUCCGGUUCGUAUUGCAAAGGCAUACGAGAAUGGCGGAGCUUCUUGCUUGAGCGUGCUCACGGACUCAAAAUAUUUCCAGGGGAGCUUCGAGAACUUAAGCUUGAUUCGGGCAGCUCAAGUUCAGUGUCCCCUGUUGUGUAAGGAGUUUAUCAUUGAUCCAUGGCAAAUAUAUUACGCUCGUGCAAAGGGAGCCGACGCGGUUCUUUUGAUCGCGUCUGUCUUAACCGACGACGAGUUACGUUCCUUGAUGAGAGUUGUGAAACAAAACGGCAUGUCGGCUCUGGUUGAGGUUCACAAUGGAACAGAGAUGGACCGUGUUUUGGAGCUACCUGGAAUAGAGCUCAUUGGUAUCAACAAUAGAAAUCUUGAAACUUUCAAAGUGGACAUUAACAACACCGUGAAACUCCUCACCACCGCAAGGAUGGAUAUAAUCCAUGCUUUGGGAAUCAUGGUGGUGGGAGAAUCCGGGCUCUUUACUCCAGAAGACAUAGCAGUCGUUCAAAAAGCUGGAGUCCGCGCGGUUUUGGUUGGCGAAUCUCUGGUAAAACAAAAUGAUCCGGCAGCUGGGAUCGCUGGUCUUUAUGGAAGAGAUAUCUCCAAAGCAAAAUCAAAGGCUUCUUGAUCAGUAAGUCUCAAGCUCUCUCAAGCUUUCGCAUGGAAAUCUAUGAUCAUGUAUCCAUGGACUUAUAUUCACCAUUUCCAUUUCCCAAGGCACUGUUCUCGCGGCGUACUGCGAUGCUAAUAAACAAAGCGUGGUUUUUCCCGGGUA
This is a messenger RNA of Selaginella moellendorffii, 1185 nucleotides long. Its product is annotated as indole-3-glycerol phosphate synthase. Gene Ontology annotation, biological process: L-tryptophan biosynthetic process. Bases 43 to 1038 code for a protein of 331 amino acids. The record is from RefSeq and is a predicted model, not a curated record. The transcript has 10 exons. Gene Ontology annotation, molecular function: indole-3-glycerol-phosphate synthase activity; phosphoribosylanthranilate isomerase activity. NCBI's taxonomy places the organism in Eukaryota, Viridiplantae, Streptophyta, Lycopodiopsida, Selaginellales, Selaginellaceae.